Urocitellus parryii (Arctic ground squirrel) is the source of this 3375-nucleotide messenger RNA. It is a transcript of the gene Pabpc1l, whose product is annotated as poly(A) binding protein cytoplasmic 1 like. Gene Ontology annotation, molecular function: RNA binding. Lineage: Eukaryota; Metazoa; Chordata; Mammalia; Rodentia; Sciuridae. The record is from RefSeq and is a predicted model, not a curated record.
AUGAACGCCGGCGGCCAGGGCUACCCGCUGGCCUCGCUCUACGUGGGCGACCUGCACCCAGACGUGAACGAGGCCAUGCUCUAUGAGACGUUCUCGCCCGCCGGCCCCAUCCUGUCCAUCCGCGUGUGCCGCGACGUGGCCACCAGGCGCUCGCUGGGCUACGCCUACAUCAACUUCCAGCAGCCGGCCGAUGCCGAGCGGGCACUGGACACAAUGAACUUUGAGUUGAUCAAAGGCCAACCCAUCCGCAUCAUGUGGUCACAGAGAGACCCAGGACUCCGAAGAUCAGGUGUGGGCAACAUCUUCAUCAAGAACCUGGAGGACUCCAUCGACAACAAGGCUUUAUAUGAUACCUUCUCCGCCUUUGGGAACAUCCUCUCUUGCAAGGUGGUAUGUGAUGAGCACGGCUCUCGGGGCUUCGGCUUUGUGCAUUUUGAGACCCAUGAGGCUGCGCAGCAGGCCAUCAGCACCAUGAACGGGAUGCUGCUGAAUGACCGCAAAGUCUUUGUUGGCCACUUCAAGUCUCGAAGAGAGCGGGAAGCCGAGCUGGGCGCCCGGGCCCUGGAGUUCACCAACAUCUAUGUGAAGAACCUGCACGUGGACACGGACGAGCAGGCCCUGCAGGACCUCUUCUCCCAGUUUGGAAAGAUGCUGAGUGUGAAGGUGAUGAGGGACAACAGCGGCCACUCCCGGGGCUUCGGCUUUGUCAACUUUGAAAAGCAUGAGGAAGCCCAAAAGGCUGUGGACCAAAUGAAUGGGAAGGAGGUGAGCGGGCUACUGCUGUAUGUGGGCCGAGCCCAGAAGCGGGCAGAGCGGCAAAAUGAGCUGAAGCGCAGGUUCGAACAAAUGAAGCAGGACAGGCAGACCCGCUACCAGGGCGUGAACCUGUAUGUGAAGAAUCUGGAUGACUCCAUUGAUGACGAGAGACUGAGGAAAGUGUUCUCUCCCUACGGAGUGAUUACCAGCGCGAAGGUGAUGACAGAGGGUGGCCACAGCAAGGGGUUUGGCUUUGUGUGUUUUUCCUCUCCAGAAGAGGCAACCAAAGCUGUGACAGAGAUGAAUGGGCGCAUCGUGGGCACCAAGCCUCUGUACGUGGCAUUGGCCCAGCGCAAAGAGGAGCGGAAGGCCAUCUUGACCAACCAGUACAUGCAGCGCCUCUCUACGGUGCGGGCUCUGGGCCGCCCCCUUUUGGGCUCCUUCCAGCAGCCCUCCAGCUACUUCCUGCCCGCUCUGCCCCAGCCUCCGGCCCAGGCUGCGUACUGUGCCUCUGGCUCCAUGGCCUCCAUCCAGCCUGCCCCCAGGUGGACAGCCCAGCCACAUAGACCUUCAUCCGUCUGUCCUCCAGCUGCUGCAAUGGUCCGGCCAACAGGCAUGUCUCGGCACCCCCGGGCCCACGCUGGCAGUGUCAGUCAGGCCUCCACCCAGGAGCUCCACCCGGUGCACCACACCCAGAGAGUGGCCAACAUUGGUACCCAGACGAUAGGACCCAGUGGGGCAGGAUGCUCUACACCAGGCCGGCCUCUCCCACCAUACAAAUGUCCCUCAACUGUACACAGUACCCGUGGGGUCCAGGAGCCUGCUGUGCACGUGCCUGGCCAGGAGCCCCUGACCGCAUCCAUGCUGGCUGCAGCGCCCCUGCAUGAGCAAAAGCAAAUGAUUGGGGAGCGUCUUUACCCGCUUGUCCAUAACGUACACAGCCAGCUGGCCGGCAAGAUCACAGGCAUGCUGCUGGAGAUCGACAACUCGGAGCUGCUGCUCAUGCUGGAGUCUCCAGAGUCCCUCCACGCCAAGAUAGAAGAGGCUGUGGCAGUGCUGCAGGCACACCAGGCCAUGGAGCAGCCAAAGGCAUACAUGCACUGAAAUCAGGUGGGUGGCUGUGCAGGGAGGACAGGGAUACAGCAGCUGAGUUCAGAAGCAGCUGUGGACAACUGGGCCUCAGGCUGCCUCUCAGAAACUGAGAGCUGUUAUGUUGUUGGCUUUGAGGCAUCGAGGAAGCUGAGGAAUCAUGAAGAGUCAGGGAGGUGCUCUUGUAGCAACUGCCCUACUGGCCUCAUGCAGAAUGGUCUGGGCUUCCCCUGGACACUGGCUGGCUCCAUCAGCUGAAUACUGGAUGUCUGCUAUCCUGCAGCAAUGAUUUUUUCCCUUUCAUUCCCAGAAAAUGGAUUCCUUACUCCUGUGGCUGUCAAGAGAAACAGCAUCUCCUGCUCUCAGCUCUGAGGCCCUGUGAACUAUAACUUAUUUCCCAACUGGACUGAAUCUUUACUUGAGCCCUGUAUAUGGAAUGAAGGCUGUCACCAAGUCAGCCAUUUCCCUUUUGUUCUGUGCAUUAAAAGUGCUGCAAAAUCUGGCCUCUUAGGAGGCUUUCUUGAGCCUGAGGGAGUUGGGGGCAAAGAAAAGAGCAGACUUGACUGGGGCUUUGAUGUAAGAAAUAGAACCCCCCAAAGCACUAACAUACACAGGGUGCAUACACUAGAACCGAACUAUCAGGAAUUGAGUUAGGCUACUUGUAGUAGCUCCAAAUUAGAAAUGACUAGCCCAUCAGGAGUGCAGUGGAUGGUUAAAUGGGUAUCAUACAAUGGACUGAGAAAGUGGGAAAAAGCUACAGUGAUGUAUGGCAUUUCUGGACCCCUAGCUUGAGCAAACAGCUGGCAAACACCUGAGAAGCAAGAAAUUGCUUCCAGGCCCUGGGCUGCUGGAGGAGUUGUGUAAUUAAAUGUAGGAAUGUUAGGAUGCCUUCCCAGAUUGUGGUCUCCUUCCCCUGCAGGAAACUGAAAAGUCUCUGAAGAAGGUUCUUUGGGAUAAUUAGUCCUCACCUCCCAUCAGGGAUGUAGACCCCAGUUUUAUGACCUCCCCUGUUAUCAGGGCAGCCAAAGGAUAAGGGCAAGGAUCACAACCCAGCACAUGAGUACUGCCAUAAGUUCCCCAGCAAUACAUCCAACUGAGUCUUCAAGGUUGUACUGAUAUUCUGUCUUAAUUCCUCUCUCUGUUCUCUAUAAAUGUUCUAUUUUUGGAGAUGAGACCUAAUUUGCCCAUACUGGCUUCAAACUUGUGAUCCUUCUGUUUCUGCCUCCUGCAUAGCUCAAACUAUGUGCCACCACACCUGACUCACAAAUGCUAUUUCAAACUUUCUCCACUCCUCAAGCUUCUGGCCCCAUAUCCCCUGUGCAGACUUUAUCUUCUCUUCAAAUGCUGAAUGCUAGAAUUUCUUCAGGCCCUCUCCUCUUCGGUAUCUGAUAAUGGCAUCUUCAAUUUGCACCUGCUCUAGGAUGACUCUUGGAGACUCCUGGGUUACAGGUCUCAUGUUAUCUGCCGUCAACCUUUUUUUUUUUUGGGUGCUGAGAAUUAAACCCAGGGCCUAUUACAUGCUAAGCAAGC